Molecule: messenger RNA, 381 nt
Organism: Eimeria mitis
Lineage: Eukaryota; Apicomplexa; Conoidasida; Eucoccidiorida; Eimeriidae
Exons: 4
Coding region: 1-381 (126 amino acids)
Source: RefSeq, a predicted model, not a curated record
AUGGAAUUGGCGCCUGCGGCCCAGGCUUCACACGUGAAGCGCGCCAUUGAUUUGUUCUCCGCUUCAACUGCUGAAACAGCGAAACACGCCCUCGUGUUCGAGUCCCUCACUCCUCUGCAGCAGAAAGCUAUCAAGCUCGCAGAAGACGCGCUCAUGAGCCGCCUACAGCCAGGGCAGCGAGCCCUCCGCCGUAACAUCGUCCGCGACCUGCAGCAGCAGGGUUACGACAAACUGGUGGUGCAGCGGGCAAUCUCUAUUCUUGUACGGCGAGGGCAAUAUCUAUUCUUGUGCGACGAGGUGACCUCCAAGAAAGAGGAGAUCGCUCCAUCAGGAGGCCGUGAGAAAGCAAAGGUGUAUUUAUUAAUUCUGUCGCCGGCGUAG